Halichondria panicea is the source of this 1184-nucleotide messenger RNA. Its product is annotated as choline-phosphate cytidylyltransferase A-like. Gene Ontology annotation, biological process: CDP-choline pathway. Gene Ontology annotation, molecular function: choline-phosphate cytidylyltransferase activity; phosphatidylcholine binding. NCBI's taxonomy places the organism in Eukaryota, Metazoa, Porifera, Demospongiae, Suberitida, Halichondriidae. The transcript is spliced from 6 exons. The record is from RefSeq and is a predicted model, not a curated record. Bases 96 to 1049 code for a protein of 317 amino acids.
CUAUUAACACUCCACCCACCCACACACAGCAACACACCUCCUCAUCGGUAGCUAGCUGAGCUACACACAGGCACAGAAGGAUCUAGGAUCUAGGAAUGACCACCAGGAACCCAUUGAAACGUGUGAACUCUAGAGGAGAGAGUAGCAGUAGUUCUAAUGAUGACUUGGAGCCUCCAGUGGCUAAGAAGAGAUGCGACUAUGCCCCUGCUCUGAGUUCCCCGGCCCCCCUGUGGGGGGAGGUGACCCUACCCUCUCCUCGGAGGACACAGUUAACGUACGAAGUGGCCAAGAGGGGAACAGAGGAGCCCGUGAGAGUGUACGCUGAUGGUGUGUUCGAUGUGUUCCAUAGCGGUCAUGCAAGAGCACUCAUGCAAGCCAAGAACAUCUUCCCCAACACUUACCUCAUGGUGGGGGUCACCAACGAUGAGCUGACUCACAGCUUCAAGGGGAAGACGGUGUGUACAGAGGCAGAGCGUUAUGAUGCUCUCAGACAUUGUCGCUAUGUCGAUGAGGUGGUGACAGAUGCCCCCUGGGCACUCACACCUGACUUCCUGGAGGAACAUCAGAUUGACUUUGUUGCCCAUGACGACCUGCCCUACAACUGCGGGGACACUGAUGAUAUUUACAAAACAAUUAAAGAGAUGGGAAAGUUUGUGGCCAUUCAACGCACACCUGGGGUAUCGACCUCUGACCUUAUAGCCAGGAUAGUCAAGGACUAUGACAUGUACAUACGGCGGAACCUUGCUCGAGGCUAUUCAGCCAAGGACCUCAACGUCAGCUUUAUGAAGGAGAAGGAGGUUCAUUUCCGUGAGCGUAUGCAUGCUCUGCGUACCAAGGUGGGGGGUAAACUUGAGGAGUGGGAGGAGAAGAGCAAGGACCUCCUGGCUGGAUUCAUGGGUCUCUUCGGUAGGGACGGACGUAUUAGUGAGUUCUUCUAUGAUCAGAAGGAGAAGGUCAAGCGAGUACUGUCCUCACCUCAGGAGAGAGACAGUGAUGACGAAGCUGAAACAUCAUCUAUGGCAACUAACGGACACCAAGAAACACUAUAAUUAUAUGACUAGUCUUGAUUUAUUGAUUUAUUUAUAUACAGUCAAUAGUUAAUAUAUAAUAAGUCAUUGAGUUAUAAAGAACGUUUAACAAUAGACAACAAUUGCAAUAAACAGAAAAAGAGAAAAUUAUUAUAA